Molecule: messenger RNA, 1170 nt
Organism: Kalmanozyma brasiliensis GHG001
Lineage: Eukaryota; Fungi; Basidiomycota; Ustilaginomycetes; Ustilaginales
Product: Peptidase C13, legumain
Exons: 1
Coding region: 1-1170 (389 amino acids)
Biological process (GO): attachment of GPI anchor to protein; proteolysis; protein localization to cell surface
Cellular component (GO): GPI-anchor transamidase complex
Molecular function (GO): GPI-anchor transamidase activity
Source: RefSeq, a predicted model, not a curated record
AUGGGAGAUGGUACCGUUGAUGCAGUCGUGGUCAAGUCAACACGGCGCAAGUCGCGCACCUCUACAGCAAGCAUCGCGUCCAACUCAAAACCACGGUCGUCACGGCGCACCUUGCGCAUCGUCCUUCUCAGCCUAAUAGCCGCCACACUGGCGAUACUUGCGCCUCUCGCCUUCCCUUCCGCAUUCCUGACCUCUGAACAGGUCUCUCAGGUGACGCACUUCUUCGAGCGUGCCGGGCUCGACGUUCUCUCCACCACAGACGUGCCCGCGUAUCCUCACCCGAGCAACGACGUCCCGCAAACAACCCCCCUCCGCGGCGGCCACACAAACAACUGGGCGGUCCUCGUUUGCACCUCGAAAUUCUGGUUCAACUACCGUCACAUUGCCAACACGCUCGGCAUGUAUCGCACCGUCAAGCGACUCGGUAUCCCUGAUAGUCAGAUCAUCCUCAUGCUGGCGGACGAUGCGGCGUGCAAUUCGCGCAACAAGCAUCCCGGACGGGUAUCUUCCUCGGCCCAAAAACUCGAUUUGUACGGGUCGAAUGUUGAGGUGGAUUACCGCGGGUAUGAGGUUUCCGUCGAAAACCUCAUUCGUCUCCUCACCGGCCGGUUGCCUGCGACGACCCCGAAGGGCAAGAGGCUGGACAGCGACGCACGAAGCAAUGUGUUGCUGUAUAUGACCGGUCACGGUGGAGAUGAAUUCUUGAAGUUUCAGGACAGCGAAGAGAUCAGCGCGGUCGAUAUCGCAGAUGCCCUCGAACAGAUGCAUCAAGCCCAUCGCUACCAUGAACUCCUCUUCAUCGUAGAUACCUGCCAAGCAAAUACCCUCUACUCGCGCAUCUACAGCCCCAACAUCCUCGCCACCGGCUCGAGCGAAAAAGGCCAAAACAGCUACAGCCACGGCGCAGACGACGAUCUCGGCGUCGCCAUGAUCGAUCGGUAUACAAACUUCAUACUCGAAUGGAUGGAGGGCGUCGACAAGAGAGGAAACGAGACCAUCAAGAUGCUCUUCGAUGCGUAUGAUCGGGAGAAGAUCGAGAGCGAUCCGGGGGUGAGGAGCGAUUUGUUCAGAAGGGAGCUGGGGGAUGUCAAGGUGACCGACUUUUUUGGGGGCGUCAGUCAGGUCGAUCUCACGCCCAAGGUGCGGGAGGUGAUGCUCAUGUCAUCGUAA